Molecule: messenger RNA, 2308 nt
Organism: Owenia fusiformis
Lineage: Eukaryota; Metazoa; Annelida; Polychaeta; Sabellida; Oweniidae
Source: the annotation of a GenBank genome assembly
AACAAGCUCACUGGUUGGAAACCAAAACAACCGGUCCGCUUCGCGUGCAGUAAUAUCGUUGGAUUCUCCUUAUGUUUUGAAGAUGGCAAGGUCAAAAACUGACACUGCAAAGAACCAUACUGAAACAAAGACGUCGCAACCAUCUUGGCUACGAAACCUAUGCGGAUUUGAUAUCUCUGAUUUUACGUCAUGGAAUGCAUUUGUUCGACUCUUGCAUCAGCCCAGAGACCCUGCCUCCUUGGCAGUGAUGAGGAUACUAUACGGGACAUUAAUGUGUCUUGAUGUCAUCAUGGAGCGGGGAUUGUCCUAUGCUGAUGUCCAGUGGGGAGAUCCUGACGAGUGCCGAUUCCCGCUGUUUAAUUUCCUUCACCCCCUCCCCCUGAAAUGGAUGUACAUUGUAUAUUUGACAAUGUUUACAUGUUCUCUAGGUAUCCUCCUAGGCUUCAUGUACAGAAUCUGCUGCGUGGGUUUCAUGUUAUGCUAUUGGUAUAUCUUCUUUUUGGAUAAGACAUCCUGGAACAACCAUUCUUACAUGUUUGGGUUGUUCGCAUUCGUUCUUUGUUUCAUGGAUGCUAAUAGAUGCUGGUCUAUAGAUGGAAUUAUAUGGCCUAAAAUGAGACAUUCCCAUGUCCCAUUAUGGAACUACACAAUCCUAAGGACACAGGUGUUCAUGGUAUAUUUUGUUGCUGGUCUUAAGAAGACAGAGUUUGAUUGGGUUGCAGGUUAUUCCAUGGUGCAUCUCUCAAAGCACUGGGUCUUUGAACCAUUCAGAUUGGUUUUGACAGAUGAUCAGAUUGACUUGUUUGUAGUCCACAUUGGCGGCUUCCUCCUUGACAUAUCAAUUGGAUUUGUCCUGUUCUUUGACGCAACCAGGAUAUACGGCUUCAUAUUCGGAGGCUCAUUUCAUUUAAUGAAUUCACAGCUUUUUUCUAUAGGUAUGUUCCCAUGGACUAUGAUAGCAACAAUGCCAUUAUUCUGUUAUACUGACUGGCCACGCCAUCUGGUGAAAAAACUAUCCAAAGGUCAUAUAGAUGUCACCGCAGACCCCUUAGAACAAUCGCAACACUGCUUGUAUGACAAGGAACAGAUCAAGUCAGAAGAAAAGUCUGCUGAAGAUAAUGGGGCUACAGCAGGACAAUCGAGAAUUCUAGGCCCAAGUAGAAGUGGGGAAUACCACAAGUAUAUGUCUAUGUUCGUACUGUUCUAUAUUACCACACAGUGUAUUCUGCCCUAUUCACAUGGCAUAACUAAGGGCUACAAUAAUUGGACAAAUGGUCUCUAUGGUUACUCCUGGGAUAUGAUGGUGCAUAGUUGGAGGAACCAACACAUCAGAUUGACAUAUGUGGACAAUUCUAAUGGAGAGGUUGGAUACCUUAAACCUGAUGGGUGGACAACCACGAAGCGCUGGAGUUCACAUGGUGACAUGUUAAAACAGUAUGCAAUGUGUAUUCAAGAGAAGAUGACACAAUAUGACCUUAAUAAUGUUUCAUUAUAUUUUGACAUUUGGAGGUCAAUGAAUGGUCGAUUUCAACAAAGAAUGUUUGACCCCCGGGUUGACAUGGUAACAGCCCAGUGGCAUCCUCUCAUGGACACAUCAUACUUGAUGCCCAUGUUGGCAGACUUGUCGGACUGGAGAGGAAAACUGAAGGAAAUUGAGGAUUCACUCAUUGAGAAGACCAAUGAUACAGAUGUAGUCUUUGUAGCUGAUUUUCCUGGUCUUUAUCUUGAGAACUAUGUUCAACCUGAUCUUGGCAAUACGAGUAUAACAGUGCUACAUGGAGAGGUCAAGGUCACUUUGGUGGAUGACAACAACAGAAAUGUAACACUUACAGUCAAUCAGAGUAUGCAGCUACCUGCAGAUGCAUACCAUCUUGUGACAACAGUCUCAGACACUCCUAGCUGUUAUAUGUACAUAUUUGUUAAUACUACAGAGAACCAGUAUAUCAAAAAUGUUACCAAGUUUGAGGAUGAACUUAGUGAAGGGAGAGAAGAUUUCAAUCUAACAGCUGCUCUUGACGAAGCAGAAGUAGAAGCAAGAAAGACUGAUGACCAACUUACACUUGCUUAUUGUGCUACUAUACGAGAGCGGGAGGGUUUCAUACAAAAAGCACAGAAAUCAACACUGCAGAAUAUAUGGCUGGCUACUAAAGAGUUCUGGCUCAAAAAAUAUUUUACUUUUACAAGAAGCAUUCAGAUGACAUGGAUUGCAAUUAGAAGCAUAUUUAAUGGAACAACAUUUGAGUACACCCAAGACAUUUUAAUGCCAAAUGAUUUUAUAAUGGAGUCGAGCAUUGAUUAUACUACAUAG